GUUGGCGAUACUGUUAACAACAAACUUGACGAUUAGUUAACCUAAGAAUAUAAGCAAAUUUAAGCAUCGAUUUUAUUUGAUAAUCACAUGAAAUUAAUUUGAGCAACUUUUUUAUUUGCACUAUGGCCACCGAUGUCUUGAGAAAAUCUCCUCAAAAAGCAAAGGAAAUUGAGAAUGGCGCUGAACCCUCUGCUCCUGUUAUUAGAAAAGGCAUUCUCACGUCGUUUGUAACUGGGAAAUUUAUGAAUAUACCCGAAAACGAUUUGUUAGGACGAUGUAGGUUUGUUUCUGAGUUUGAUAAAUUGAACAGAAUUGGAGAAGGAUCAUAUGGUAUUGUUUAUAGAGCAAAAGAUCAACAAUCUGACAAAAUUGUUGCACUAAAAAAAGUGAGAAUGGAUUUGGAGAGGGAUGGUAUUCCUAUUAGUAGUUUGAGAGAAAUUCAAGUAUUAUUGAACUGCCAACAUGAGAAUAUUGUGCAUUUAAAGGAAGUAGUUGUAGGCCGAAGUUUAGAAAGCAUUUUUUUGGUUAUGGAAUACUGUGAACAAGAUUUAGCAUCUUUAUUGGAUAAUAUGCAAGCUCCUUUUACUGAAUCACAAGUUAAAUGUAUUAUGCUGCAAGUAUUGCGAGGCUUGAGAUAUUUACAUCAUAAUUUUGUUGUACAUAGGGAUUUAAAAGUUUCGAAUUUACUUAUGACUGACAAAGGAUGUGUAAAAAUUGCUGAUUUUGGACUUGCUAGAUGGUUUGGAGUUCCAUUGAAACCUAUGACACCUCAUGUUGUGACUCUUUGGUAUAGAGCACCAGAGCUAUUGUUGCAAGCCCCAACACAAACUACAAGUGUUGACAUGUGGGCAGCUGGGUGUAUUUUAGGAGAAUUACUUGGACACAAGCCUCUACUACCCGGAAGGUCAGAAAUUCAACAGCUUGAACUUAUUGUGGAUUUACUUGGUACACCAUCUGAUGCUAUCUGGCCAGGUUUUAGCCAGCUUCCGGCUCUGCAAAAUUAUAGUUUGAAGCAACAGCCAUAUAACAAUUUGAAACAGAGGUUUCCUUGGUUGUCUGCUGCUGGCUUACGUUUACUCAAUUUCUUAUUCAUGUAUGAUCCAAGAAAGAGGGCUACUGCAGAAGAAUGUUUACAAAGUAGUUAUUUCAAAGAGCCACCACAACCUUGUGACCCAAAGUUGAUGCCAAGUUUUCCUCAACAUAGAAAUAUUAAAGGAAAUAAACAAUCAGCACCUGAACCUACCAACACUGGAGCUGGUGAUCAAACAAAUAAUUUGCCAGCAAUAUCUGAUUUGUUGGGCUCCAUUGUAAAGAAGAGAAGAAUUGAAUGAUGUAAACAACAUUGAACUUUUUAUUCAUGUGUAAGAAUUUGAUUUUUUAUUUGUGUGAUUCCUAAAAUAAAUGUUCUUUCUUUAAUACAAACCUACUUCAUAGGAUCAAUUAAAGUUUUAUAUUAAACA
Molecule: messenger RNA, 1460 nt
Organism: Diorhabda carinulata
Lineage: Eukaryota; Metazoa; Arthropoda; Insecta; Coleoptera; Chrysomelidae
Gene: Cdc10
Product: cyclin-dependent kinase 10
Exons: 9
Coding region: 123-1331 (402 amino acids)
Biological process (GO): protein phosphorylation; regulation of mitotic cell cycle
Cellular component (GO): nucleus
Molecular function (GO): cyclin-dependent protein serine/threonine kinase activity; ATP binding
Source: RefSeq, a predicted model, not a curated record